ACGCACGUUCGUUACCGCAACGCCACUCGAUUAUUCGGCAAUCAUAAAGUUCGCCUCCUGUAUGUAUUUAAUAUUUAUAGUUGUUGAUAGUAUUCAAUAGUAUUGUUGAUCCAAAAUAAAGUGGACAUUUUAACUUGAAACUUGACAAUAAUUAUACUACAUAAUUUAUAAUAAAACGUACUGAAAAAUAGUAUAAAUAAGGAUACUCAAUUAUCAGUUUGAAGUUAUAUUCAACUUGAUAAUAUUUACAAACAAACAUAGAGAAGAACCUGAGGAAUAUAGGUGUUUGUUGAUUAAGAUUAUUUUGAAAAAAUGCCAGAAAUAAAAAUAACACCAUUAGGAGCUGGUCAAGAUGUAGGAAGAAGUUGUAUAUUGGUAUCAAUUGGUGGAAAAAAUAUAAUGCUUGAUUGUGGUAUGCAUAUGGGUUUUAAUGAUGAAAGAAGAUUUCCAGAUUUUUCAUAUAUCACAGAUGGUCCAGUUACAAAUCAUAUUGAUUGUGUUAUAAUAUCACAUUUUCAUCUUGAUCAUUGUGGUGCUCUUCCUUAUUUCACUGAAAUGGUAGGAUAUACAGGACCAAUAUACAUGACACAUCCAACAAAAGCAAUUGCUCCAAUAUUAUUAGAAGAUAUGAGAAAAGUUGCUGUUGAACGUAAAGGUGAAUCAAAUUUUUUUACAUCACAAAUGAUAAAAGAAUGUAUGAAAAAAGUAAUAGCAGUAACAUUACAUCAAUCAGUUAUGGUUGAUCAAGAUCUUGAAAUAAAAGCAUAUUAUGCUGGUCAUGUACUUGGUGCAGCAAUGUUUUGGGUACGUGUUGGUUCACAAUCAAUAGUAUAUACUGGUGAUUAUAAUAUGACACCAGAUCGUCAUCUUGGUGCAGCAUGGAUUGAUAAAUGUCGUCCUGAUAUAUUAAUAUCAGAAUCAACAUAUGCAACAACAAUAAGAGAUUCAAAACGUUGUCGUGAAAGAGAUUUUUUAAAAAAAGUACAUGAAUGUGUUGAUCAUGGUGGUAAAGUAUUAAUACCAGUAUUUGCAUUAGGACGUGCACAAGAAUUAUGUAUAUUACUUGAAACAUAUUGGGAACGUAUGAAUUUAAAAGUACCAGUUUAUUUUGCACUUGGUUUAACUGAAAAAGCUAAUAAUUAUUAUAAAAUGUUUAUAACAUGGACAAAUCAAAAAAUUAAAAAAACAUUUGUACAAAGAAAUAUGUUUGAUUUUAAACAUAUUAAACCAUUUGAUAAAACAUAUAUUGAUAAUCCAGGUGCAAUGGUUGUAUUUGCAACACCAGGUAUGUUACAUGCUGGUUUAUCAUUACAAAUAUUUAAAAAAUGGGCACCAAAUGAAUUAAAUAUGGUUAUUAUGCCUGGUUUUUGUGUACAAGGUACUGUUGGACAUAAAGUAUUAUCUGGUGCUAAAAGAAUUGAAUUUGAAAAUCGUCAAUUUGUUGAUGUUAAAAUGAGUGUUGAAUAUAUGUCAUUUUCAGCACAUGCUGAUGCUAAAGGUAUUAUGCAAUUAAUACAAUAUUGUGAACCUAAAAAUGUUAUGUUAGUACAUGGUGAAUAUGCUAAAAUGGAAUAUUUAAAAGAUAAAAUUAAACAAGAAUAUGGUAUUAAUUGUUAUAAUCCAGCAAAUGGUGAAACAUGUAUUAUAAGAACAACAUCAAAAGUACCUGUUGAUGCAUCACUUGUAUUAUUAAAAAAUGAAGCUAAAAAAUAUUCAGCAUUACCACCAGAUCCAAAAAGACGUAGAUUAUUACAUAGUGUAUUAAUGUUAUUACCAGAUGGUGCAUGUCUUGUUGAUACUGAUGAAAUUACUAAAACAACUGGUAUACCAAAACAUACUGUUAGAUUUACAUCAAUAUUACAAGUUAAUGAUCCAGGUACUGUUUCAUCAACAACACUUAAAUUAUAUAGUCCACUUAAUGAACGUUUAAAUGAAUGGAAUGUACAAAUUAUUGAUAAUACAAUAACUAUUGAAAGUGUACAUAUUAAAAUUGAUACUGGUGAUGAUAAUGAUGCACAAAAAAAAAUUUAUGUAUCAUGGACUAAUCAAGAUGAAGAUCUUGGUAGUUAUGUAUUUGAAUUUUUAAAAACAAUGUUAAAUUAAUUAUUAUUAUUAUUACUAUCAUUAAAUCUUUUUAUUUUUUUUUUUUAAUAAUAAAAUGUAGAAAAAAUUUCUAAACAU
Messenger RNA from Aphidius gifuensis, 2181 nucleotides. It is a transcript of the gene IntS11, whose product is annotated as integrator complex subunit 11. Bases 313 to 2103 code for a protein of 596 amino acids. The record is from RefSeq and is a predicted model, not a curated record. NCBI's taxonomy places the organism in Eukaryota, Metazoa, Arthropoda, Insecta, Hymenoptera, Braconidae. Gene Ontology annotation, cellular component: nucleus. Gene Ontology annotation, biological process: snRNA processing. The transcript has 3 exons.